Molecule: messenger RNA, 876 nt
Organism: Metarhizium brunneum ARSEF 3297
Lineage: Eukaryota; Fungi; Ascomycota; Sordariomycetes; Hypocreales; Clavicipitaceae
Cellular component (GO): mitochondrion
Source: RefSeq, a predicted model, not a curated record
AUGAAGGUCACCAAUGAGUCCGAGUUGGCGACAGCCACACCAACCUUGGAACGUGCUACUGAAUCAACACAAAGGUGGAACACGAAGAACUUGGGAUGGAGACUGGCUGCUGAUGCUGCCGGUGCUGCGUGCGCUGGUGUUUUGGUCGCGCCAGUCAUUUCCAUCAUUGAUCGAUCCAUCAUGGAGAAUGCGUCCGGACGCAGUUCCCUCCUCGACUCGAUCCGUUCCUCUGUUCGAAAUUUCAUCCUGCGACCCGGACCCGCGCUCUUCUCUCGACCCUGUGCCCUCAUCUUCAUUUUGUACGGCGGCACAUAUCUGACAGCCAACGCACUCGACACGGCAACAUCCACCGCCACCAACAAACCCGCUACAGCCAUCUCCUCCGGCCCAGGUAAAUUUGCUGCCUCAUCGGCCGCCAACGUCGGCCUAUGCAUGUACAAGGACCGCUCGUUUGUCCGCAUGUUUGGCCCCGUGGGCGCUCCUCGCGCAGUGCCCUUGCCUUCCUAUGCACUGUUUACCCUGCGCGACUGCUUGACGAUAUUUGCCUCGUUCAAUAUUCCCCCCCUCCUUGCGCCUUAUAUAGAUUCGCGUUUAUCCACCGAGUUCAAGAAGCACCUUUCGGGUCAGACUGCCGCGCAAUUCGUCGCCCCUGCCGCCGUACAGUUCCUUUCUACGCCCCUGCACCUCCUUGGUUUAGACCUAUACAAUCGGCCCGGCCAGUCUCCUGCCGUUUCUUGGCGUGAUCGCUUUCAAAUUGUUCGAUCCAAUUGGCUUAUUAGCUCCGCGGCCAGAGUGUGUCGCAUCGUUCCGGCUUUCGGUGUUGGGGGUGUAGUCAACUUCAAGGUUCGGCACAGCUUGAUGACAAAGUUGGAAUAA